Pangasianodon hypophthalmus (striped catfish) is the source of this 3401-nucleotide messenger RNA. Its product is annotated as carboxypeptidase Z. Gene Ontology annotation, biological process: proteolysis. The record is from RefSeq and is a predicted model, not a curated record. The transcript is spliced from 11 exons. NCBI's taxonomy places the organism in Eukaryota, Metazoa, Chordata, Actinopteri, Siluriformes, Pangasiidae. Gene Ontology annotation, molecular function: metallocarboxypeptidase activity; protein binding; zinc ion binding. The coding region runs from base 144 to 2150 and encodes 668 amino acids.
UUGAUUUCUUCUCCUUGUGUAAUCUGAGAGUGCUGUACAGUCUGAGUGCACACAUCCGGAGCGCUGAGGGUGAGAACAGCGCGCGCUUCGGACUGACUAACUGACUGACUGACACACUUUACACUUUACACUUUACUAGCUGCAUGGAUAUAAACCUGGACAAAAUGAGAGGGUUAUGGACGUUUCUUUUGCUCAACAUCUUGGGAAGAGCUAUCUGGGGUUUCCCGCAGCGGUGUAAACCUGGCAGCUAUCUUCAAGGACAGUGCAGAAGUCUUCCUGAGGAAAAACCCAAAUGUACAGAGAUCAUCUUGACCUACUGUAAAGAUCUGCCCUACUCCACCACCAUGUACCCUAACCUCCUGGAACAAAAAAGUCGCACUGAGGCUGAGCAGAGUGUGGAGUAUCUGCUUCUGAAUGUAGUUCAUUCAGUGUUAAAUGGGGAGUGCAAUCCAGAUAUACGCAUGCUGGGCUGCUCCAUCAUAGCGCCACGCUGUGAAAACAACAAGAUCCUAAAGCCCUGUCGCAGCGCCUGCGAGUCUGUGCACAAAGCCUGUGACCACAUGUUUGAGCGCAUUGGAAUGGCUUGGCCCUACUAUCUAGACUGCGACCGCUUUUUUGUUAGUGAAGAAGAGGGCUGCUAUGACCCACUGGAAGGCCUGAGAGAGAAAGAGGAGCCUGAACUGGAUAGCAUUCCAAUAGAGGAGUCCACAUCAAUAGUGCCGUUCAUGUAUCACUCCAACACACAGAUGUUCAACAUCCUCAAUAAGACAGCAGAAGAAUGCUCUCAUAUUUCAAGAACAUACAGCAUUGGACAGAGUGUUGAAAAGAAAGACCUGCUGGUAAUUGAGUUUUCAAGCAACCCUGGAGAACAUGAACUAUUGGAACCAGAGGUCAAGUACAUUGGAAACAUACAUGGAAAUGAGGUCAUGGGCAGAGAGCUACUGAUUUACUUGGCUCAGUACCUGUGCUCUGAGUAUCUGGUGGGAAAUACACGGAUCCAGGCUCUCAUCAACACCACACGCAUCCACAUUCUGCCCUCCAUGAAUCCUGAUGGCUAUGAAUUAGCCCAUUCUGAAUUGUCCAGAGUUUCUGACGCAGAUUAUGAUGAGGACGCCAUAUACACUGGGUAUACAGCUGGUCGUCACAAUGCCCAGAAUAUAGACCUCAAUAGGAAUUUCCCAGACUUGAAUUCUUUUGUCUACAACCAGCGUAGACUCAAGUACUUUCGCAGUGACCAUAUUCCCAUCCCAGACUCAUACUGGCUUGGUAAGGUUGCUCCAGAGACGUAUGCUGUUAUGAAAUGGAUACGGUCCAUUCCAUUCGUUCUGUCUGCUAGCUUUCAUGGAGGAGACCUGGUGGUGUCUUACCCUUAUGACCUUUCAAAGCAUCCUCUCGAAAAGAGCAUGUUCUCUCCCACUCCAGACGAGCAGGUCUUCAGACAGUUGGCCAGGACUUAUGCAAAUGCCCAUGCCACAAUGUCCAGCGAGGACACAGACAGGUGUGGUGGCCACUUUGCUGAUAAAGGGGGGAUUGUAAAUGGGGCUCAGUGGUACAGCAUACAAGGAGGAAUGGGAGACUUUAAUUACCUCCACACAAACUGCUUUGAGAUAACAGUAGAGCUGGGCUGUGACAAAUUCCCAGCAGAGGACGAUCUAUAUACAGGCUGGAGAGAAAAUAAAGAGGCUCUCCUGACUUUCUUGGAGUCGGUGCAUAUGGGAAUUAAAGGAAUUGUGAAAGAUGAAGAUGGCCAUGGCAUUAAAGGAGCCAUUGUGUCAGUCAGAGGGAACAGGCAUUACAUCACCACAGCUGAAAAUGGUGAUUAUUGGAGACUGCUGACACCAGGCACCCACAUUGUCAGUGCCUCAGCACCGGGUUAUAGCAGAGUCAUGAAGAGGGUGCACCUCCCUUCUCACAUGCAGACUGCUGGUCGAGUGGACUUUGUGCUCAAGAAAGUUCCACUGGAGCCAGAUAUUCAUGAAUUAAACAAUCAUUUGGAUAACUAUGAGCGGUUUGACCCUUAUAACCAGCUGGCACGGUAUUACACAAGGGAAUCUAGGCAGAGGGAGGAGGAGAGGGAGCAGAAGCCGUGGUGGUGGUCCUAUUUUACACAGCUGAGUAACCAAAACCCCUCCUGGCUCCUGAGGAAUUAGCUCCAUCUAGUGCUCUGAAAGUAUCUUCACAGCUUGCACGUUGGUCAGUUUUAAGAGCAUUAUUAAUGAGUGUAUUGUAGACAUAUAAAGCAGAAACACAACCAUAUAUAUCUACUGCGAUUUCACAGCACGGUCUACGAACUUCUCUACAAAAAAAAAAAAUAUAGCCUAAACAAGUCAAUAUAUUUUCACCCCAAAUAUCCAUUAUCUAUAUCUGUAUCAAGACAAAAUCAACUUGAAUAUGUAUACUUUCCAGUAUUGCUGUUACACUACUUUAAUAUAAUGAUGUGUGGAAAAAGUACUGAGAAAUUAUACUUAAGUAUAGGUAAUGUGUCAAAAUCUUACUCAGUUAAUGGUGGAAGUAUCCAGCCAAAAAUGCACUCAGAUGAAAGUAAAAUCGUGGCUACACUGAAGUAUUAAAAAGUAAAAUAAAAAUGUUUUAACUGAUAAAAUUAAGUGACUUUUAUAACUCAUCUAAAACUGUUAGAAGAUAAUUGUCCUUUUAAAGCAUCUACGCAGGUUUACCUGGAAACAUUAUUCAAUCUCUGUAAGUUUGCUGGUCAUAUGCUUGGCUAAUGUUAUGUAGUUUGCUAAUGAAUUAAUCAGGAAUAAAAUACCUUAACUAUACAGUAAAUAACCAAUAUUUACUAUUAGCUAUUGGUUUGAAUUUACAGAAUUUCACUUGCUAGCCAAUUACAUUACAUACUGGAAUCUAGGCUCAUCUAACCUGGUAUUAGCAAAGGAAACAGGCUAACUUAGUUAAAUAUAGGUAGGUAAUAUUAGCAAAUUAUAUUUUGUAUGAGUCUUUGCUUACUCCAGCAUACUAAAACAUUUUACUAAGAUAGGGCCAGGGCAUUCAUCCUCAAAUUCCACACUGCAGUCCAGUGGCUUAUCCUAUUAUCUUCAGAUGCACCUGAAUAGCUAUAGCGCUACAUUGUGUGAGAAAGUUACAGCAGAUGUCAAAUUAGCAUGAUAUUUGAUAGUGUUUGACAUUGAUGAACUUGAUUGGAUGUUAAACUGAAAUGAUUGGAUGCUAAAUUGAGCCCAUUCUAUUGGUAAGUAGUGUACAGGCAUUGGUUGGAUGAGAGAAGAAGAGACUUUUAACAUUUGUAAUGAGUUCUUCGAAGGUCUGCAUAAAGAUGUAAGGAGUACAUUUGGAAAUGAAAUUAAAUAAGUGUACAAGUAUUCAAUUUCAGUAAUACUGGAGUAAAGUAUAAAUAUGGCAAAAUAAAGUAAUACAUAGAAAAAUUA